AGCUGCCCACGCAGCAGUCAAAUGCAUCAAAGAUGGCCCAGACAGAGAGCAAAAUACGAAGUAAGCUACUGGCACUGCUUGUGCAAAAUAUGCAACGUCUGCAAAGGUGAUUGCCACCUGUUCCUCGCCCUCAACAAAGAACUUCUGCCAAGAUACUCUAGCAGGCACCGUCAAAUACACACGCUCACCGCACAAAUACAGCCUCUCUGCUUGAGAAAGACCUUCCAGGGAUAGAUAAUUUUCUGAGUCACCCAAGUGAGAGACAUCUAGCGCUACAGUUGUUAUGUUGAGGAACCUGGCAAAGAUUGCAGGAAAUUGGCCGAGAACAAGCCGGGAGUGGUCUGUGUAGUCGAAAGUGCGUACUUUGACAAGUGCAGCAUCCCACUGGGCAUCUGACAAGACUGCAUCAUUGAUGUCGAAGAGAUGCAGACUGCAAUUGUGGGGCAGAGUGAUACCAGCUGGCCGGACACGUGUCAGCGUGAGUGUGUGCAGGCAGGGCAUGUUCUCUAGGUCCAGUGCCGGUGCCUCUAACGCAUUUUCUGAGAGUGUCAAUGAAAGGGUCUCCAGAGCCUCUGCAUUUGGCAGGUGAGCAAACACAUCACCUGUGUCUUGUUCAAAAGCCAGGACAAGGUGCUUCAACUGGGACAGUGGCGGAACCCAUGUGACCUUCUCAAAGUUGGCACUGAACACUCGAAGCUUUGGAGCUUUCGCCAGCAGCCAAUAGAGAGACAUCAUAUGCGCCAUUGCCUCUUUUUCUGUCCCAUCUUGAUGGUCCCCUGUGACCUCCAGUUGCUGGAUGCUGCUCAUCUUGUUCAGGCCCUGCUUCAUGGCAAACGCCAGCCCUCUCCAGUCCUCUGCUCGCAGCCGCAGUGCAUGUGCACAACUCAGCCUCUUGCUGACCCACGCCACCCCUGCUGGUGGAAGCGCUGAGGGAAUAUCCAAGGUGCGCAGCUGCAGUCUGAACGCCGUGGAGCAGGCACCUGACGCCAUGGCCCACUCUGUGAUCGACAAGUGGCUGGCGAUCUGCAGCCAUACCGACUCGGGGACGCAAUCCAUUUGCUUCGCAGCAGAUAUUCUGUGACGUCUGGGAGGCAUCCUGUCCUACAGCUCGAGGUGUGCAGAAAGUGCUCGAAGGGAAUGGGAGAUCAGGCUUCAGCCCUGCCCUAAGGUGUAUGGAGCUAGGCUAGUGGCCAAAGCUGCAUAUACCGUCUUGGACAAUGUAUUUAAUGCUGCG
Molecule: messenger RNA, 1234 nt
Organism: Coccomyxa subellipsoidea C-169
Lineage: Eukaryota; Viridiplantae; Chlorophyta; Trebouxiophyceae; Coccomyxaceae
Exons: 3
Coding region: 797-1081 (94 amino acids)
Source: RefSeq, a predicted model, not a curated record